GAAGCCCUGCCCUGUCAUUGAACAUACCUGGCUCACUCAGGUCAACGGGAGCAACGGGUGCUCACGCCAAGUCACUGGACACAACAACAAAACAACAUUAAAUUCAUCAUGGCGGAUGUAAACGAAGAGGAAGGGCGGGAUGCUAAAAGGGAAAACGGCGAAUUAGGGAAAAGGGAGGCAUUGAAAUUGAUGAAAAGGAGAAAUUUGAUGCUCAAGAAUGAAGAAAGAUUGACUUUAAGUAGAAUUAAAGGGAUUUUGCGGAAAGAGACGCGCGAAAGAAGUGAAGAGGACAUUGAAUUCCUUGGCAGGUACUCAAAGAUAGCAAACGAAGUUUUGAAAAGGAAAGAAAAGAAACGAGUUUUAGAGGAAAGAUCUAAAGAGAAGGAAGAUAGCCCAGAGAUAUUGAGAAGAAAAUGUGCUGAGCUGGCCGAGGCAAUUAGAUGCGCAAAGCAUAUGGUUGUGUAUACUGGUGCUGGCAUAAGCACUGCUGCGUCAAUUCCUGAUUACAGAGGACCAGAUGGUGUAUGGACCAAGCUUUGCAAAGGAGAAGAUCUCACCUUUCAUAGCUUCUGUGAUGCCGAGCCGACACUUACUCAUAUGAGUUUGGUUGCAUUAUACCAACAUGAAAGGGUUAAGCAUGUUGUUUCUCAGAAUUGUGAUGGUCUACAUGUUCGAAGUGGUUUACCAUCACCAGCCUUGUCAGAAGUACACGGAAACAUGUUUGCUGAGGUCUGCGAGGAAUGCGACCCACAAAGGGUCUACUGGAGACUUUUCGAUGUCACAGAAAAUACUGGUCUAAGAAGGCACUACACAAAUCGCACCUGUCACUAUUGUUGUAAUAAAUUAUCGGACACUAUCGUACAUUUUGGAGAAAAGAGAGAGCUCUUCUUUCCGCAGAAUUGGAAAGCGGCUUUUGAUCAUGCUAAAAUGGCAGAUGCAAUUUUGUGUCUUGGGUCGAGUCUAAAAGUUUUAAAAAGCUAUCGUGGACUCUGGGGAAUGAACAGAGUUAAACUGAAACGUCCUGACCUUUAUAUCGUUAAUCUCCAGUGGACUCCGAAGGACAACCUUGCGUCUCUUAAAAUACACGGAAAAGUGGACGAGGUUAUGAAACUUGUCAUGAGUCAACUAAGUUAUUCAAUUCCUAAAUACAACAGGCAAAAUGACCCGUUGUUCAGAAUACACGUUCCCCUUACACGUUAUGAAUCUGAUACACAUAAGACAAAACUGCUUACAUUGAAGAAAGAUGAAUGCAACUCAAAAGUAAAGGAAGAACAAAAGACAAAUGACUAUGCUCCAACAGUGCAAUCUUCAAUAUCAAAAAGCAACUGUAUUUUCAGUUCACUUUUAAAUGAGCAAGUAAAAGAAGAGGCAGACGCUGUUUUAAAAAAUGUUGUGCAAACCAACCAUAAAACGGCAACCGUUCGGCCGGGUUGGUUUGGGAAAGGACUUGGGAAAGUGAAGAAAAGAAAAAGGAAGUGAUGAAUGCAGGUCGAUUGAAAUGGCCCAGUUUCUGUGCAAGUCUAGUCUUUGCUUAAAAAAUUCUUGGAGCCCUGAUUUUUGCCUCAGAUUUUUCAAUUCUAACCUGAGACCCCUAAACCUAAGAGUAUUCCAAUCUUUGGAUACGUUGAUUUACAUUUUGGCUGCAUUAAGAAUGUGAAUAGUUAUUAAAAUCUACUUGCAUGGCCACUGUUUUAGAAUAGAAUACAGCCUUGUUAUA
Rhopilema esculentum is the source of this 1717-nucleotide messenger RNA. RefSeq names its product NAD-dependent protein deacetylase sirtuin-7. NCBI's taxonomy places the organism in Eukaryota, Metazoa, Cnidaria, Scyphozoa, Rhizostomeae, Rhizostomatidae. Gene Ontology annotation, cellular component: nucleus; chromatin. Gene Ontology annotation, molecular function: histone H3K18 deacetylase activity, NAD-dependent; NAD+ binding. The record is from RefSeq and is a predicted model, not a curated record.